Messenger RNA from Symsagittifera roscoffensis, 553 nucleotides. RefSeq lists its product as uncharacterized. The record is from RefSeq and is a predicted model, not a curated record. The transcript is spliced from 5 exons. The coding region runs from base 13 to 396 and encodes 127 amino acids. NCBI's taxonomy places the organism in Eukaryota, Metazoa, Xenacoelomorpha, Acoela, Convolutidae.
CUUAUUAAAUAGAUGUCUGAACGGAGUAAACGAAGUCAGUCGCCAGAGAUCAUCGAUCAUGAACUGUUCAUGGACAAGUCGUUGUCAAACCAACUGUCACCAGCAUCAUCCACGAGCUCCUUUCAUGAGUACAGUCAUCUUUGGAAUGAUAACACAAUGGAUGACCUGGAUCUAUCCGAUAUGUCUUCACCAGAAAAUUCUUCGGAUAUAAGGAGUGCGUUUGCUAAAAUUAUCUCAGAAAUUCAGCAAGAUCGAAUCAUCAGUCGCAGCCCUGUUUUGGCACGGAAGCUGGGCAACAAAACUAGAAAGCAACCGCCGACUUCAUUGGGAAGUACAAAAUCAAAACCCGAACAUCAGAAUUUGACACUAAGUCCCCUAGCUCCAUCCGCGAUUUAAAAUGGCAAGGAAGGUGAAUCAUCAGCGAAACCGAGGAAAGUCAGCCCAGCUCGCCCAUUGGGCUCAAGUUUUUACGUCACGAAUGACCUUCGUGUUAGAACUGGAACACGUUCAGAAACGUAUGCAAAUGGAGCAUCUGAAAGCUGGUGUAUGCCAG